UGAGAAUCACAAAAACAUAACCUCCUAAUAUAUGGAAAUAUAGAAAAAAUGAUUUUACAUCACAAUUAGAAGUUUCAGUGAUUUUCAAAUAAACAAAAUUCAGCAACAGAAGAAACAAAUCAAAGUUGUGUGAAUCGUUUUGAAUAAAAUGGAAUUUCCAACGCUUGGUGAAAAUUGCCAAUAUCCUGGCUGCAACCAAACAGACUUCUUGCCAUUACAGUGCAAAUGUGCAAAAGUUUUUUGCAGAGAACAUUUCAACACUCACUGCCUGUCCGGAGAAUGUGAAUUAGCACCGCAACCUAAAGAAGUUAAUUUAAAGAAAGACGACCAAAUUUUCAAAUGCUCCGAAAAAAGUUGCAAUAAAGGAAACGUUCAUGAGAUGAUCUGUUCUAAAUGUAAUAAACAUUUUUGUGUAGAACAUAGGUUUCACCCUUCAUGUCCAGAAAUAGAUGAUGAGACUCUGGCUGCAAAAAUAGAACAAUUUGAAGCACCAAAAAGACAAUUUAGGGAAGCAAACAAACAUUUACAAGGAAUGAUAACAGAAAACAUACGUAAAGCACUACAAUCGUCAGCAAAAGUGAAAACGGCAUCGAAAAUACACUUGAUGAGAAUAAAACAGAAAGCCUCCGGCCCGAAAAGCAUUCCACCAUCAGACCGAGUAUACUUCGCCAUUAAGAAACCCACCAACAUGGACGCCAAACCGCUAAAAAUAUUACAAGACGAGGACCAUCUAAUUAAACUAGGAACUUUAGUAUUAGAACCAGACUUAAAAGAUACAGUCCCAGUUUUUAUUAGCACUAAAUGGAGCUUAGGCCGGGCUAUUGAUUGUAUUUGUGAGACAUGUAAUAUAAGAAAUGAUAACAAUAAAAUAGGAAAUAUCAAGCUAAGACUGUUCAGGCAACUAGAUGGCUAUUGUAUAAGCCCCACAGCGAUGGAUAUUGAAAUUAAUGAGUUGGUAAACAAAGAAAUAUUGUUAGAAGGUGACCGAUUGCUCAUUGAAUAUAUCGAUAGUAAUUCUUUAGCCAGUUUAGAUGAGAAUGCUCAUGUUUUUUUAGUUGUGUAAUUUUUUAUGUACAAAAUUAUAUUUAUAUAGCAUAUUGUAAUUGUAUGACUUUAAUUUUUAUUUAUUUA
Messenger RNA from Bombyx mandarina (wild silkworm), 1131 nucleotides. Its product is annotated as AN1-type zinc finger protein 1. Gene Ontology annotation, cellular component: cytoplasm. The record is from RefSeq and is a predicted model, not a curated record. Lineage: Eukaryota; Metazoa; Arthropoda; Insecta; Lepidoptera; Bombycidae.